This is a messenger RNA of Radiomyces spectabilis, 2277 nucleotides long. RefSeq lists its product as uncharacterized. The transcript is spliced from 4 exons. Lineage: Eukaryota; Fungi; Mucoromycota; Mucoromycetes; Mucorales; Radiomycetaceae. The record is from RefSeq and is a predicted model, not a curated record. The coding region runs from base 1 to 2277 and encodes 758 amino acids. Gene Ontology annotation, molecular function: glutamine synthetase activity.
AUGUCUCAUCAAGCACGCAUUGACUCUGUCACGGCAACGCUGGCCAAACCUUCUCGUGAUGUUGAGUUUGCCAAAAAGAACGGCCGAUUGCAACCGGUAUCCGAGAUUUUUGGAGAAAACGUCUUUACGUUCCAAGAGAUGUCCAAACAUUUACCUAAAUCGGUGUUCCGAAGCUUCAUGAAGCAACUCCAGGGCAACUGCACUUUGGACAAAGUGACGGCCGACGCCAUUGCUCACGCUGUCAAGGUGUGGGCUCUUGAACGUGGUGCCACCGACUUCACCCAUUGGUUCCAACCUUUGAAUGAUUCCACCGCUGAAAAACACGAUUCUUUCCUUACCUUGAAGUCCAGCUUCGCCAACGGUUUUGGAGAGGUUACUGCCAUUGAUACAUUCUCGGGCUCUCAGUUGCUUCAAUCGGAACCUGAUGCUUCCUCAUUCCCUUCAGGUGGUAUGCGAACAACAUUUGAAGCGCGUGGUUAUACAGUGUGGGAUACCAAGAGCCCCAUGUUUAUCCAAGAUGGUCCUCACGGUACCGCUAUUCUUUAUAUUCCCUCUGUUUUCAUUUCAUACAAUGGUGAAGCGUUGGAUGAAAAGUCGGUUCUGUUGCGUUCUUCCGAGAUCUUGACCAAGACGGCUUUGGACGUCCUUCGUCUUAUCGAGCCCACGGACGAUGAAGAUCGUCCUCGCGUGAAAAAGGUGGUCAACACCUUGGGCAUUGAACAAGAAUUUUUCUUGAUCGAUCGCGCUCUUUACACACUCCGCCCGGAUUUGAAGAUCACCGGUCGUACCUUGGUCGGCGCGCUUCCCCCUCGUCAUCAGCAAUUGGAAGAUCACUAUUUCGGCAAACUGCCUACGCGUGUGCUUGCCGCUAUCAGUGAAUGUGAAUAUGAAUUGGCCAAAUUGGGUGUUCCCAUCAAGACUCGUCACAACGAAGUCGCCCCUGCUCAGUAUGAAAUGGCGCCUAUUUUCGAAGAGUCCAUGUUGGCCGUGGAUCACAACUUGCUGACCAUGGAUGUCUUGCACCGUGUCGCGCAUCGUCACAAAUUGAAGGCCUUAUUCCACGAAAAACCUUUCCGAGGCGUGAACGGUUCGGGCAAGCACUGCAACUGGAGUUUGUCUACGGAUUGCGGUGAUAACUUGUUGGAACCUUCAGCGACUCCCGAAACCAACUAUCGUUUUCUUUUGUUCCUGUUGGCGGUGCUCAAGGGUCUUUUGGAUCACGGUGAUCUUCUUCGUGCUGGUGUGGCUUCGGCUUCCAACGACCACCGUUUGGGCGCCCACGAAGCUCCUCCCGGCAUUAUCUCUGUUUUCUUGGGUACCCAGCUGAACGAAGUGUUGAACUCGAUCGAGGAAAACCGCCCUGUUAAUGAUGAUAUUGUUGGUGGUAACAAGAUGACCUACGUCCGCGUCAAGGGCACCGUCCUCGAUAUCAAGGUUUCCAGUUUGCCUAGCAUUUCGCGUGAUUUGACCGAUCGUAACCGAACCUCGCCUUUUGCCUUCACCGGUAACAAAUUCGAAUUCCGUGCAGUCGGUUCCAAGCAAUCGGUGUCAUUCCCCGUCACUCUUCUCAACUCGGUCGUGGCCUCGGCUCUCCAAGAGAUCCGCGACGCCCUCAAGAAACAAAUGGGUGAUAAGAAGGUGGCUUCCACCGAAGAUCAACUGGUGGUGAUUCGCGAGUUUAUCAAGAAGACCAAAGCCAUCCGAUUUGAAGGCGAUAACUACUCUCAAGAGUGGAUCGAGGAAGCGGCCAAGCGUGGUCUUCCCAACAUCACCAAGAGUUCCGACGCUUUCUCGCGUAUUCUCAAGACCGAAAACGCUGAUAUGCUGAAACGUCUGGGUGUGUUUACCGAAGCUGAAUUGCAAUCGCGUUAUCAUAUCUUGAUGGAGAAGUACGCCAAGGAUGUGACAAUUGAAGCCCAAACGCUUAGCACCAUGGUUCAGCAACAAAUUUUGCCUUCAGCUUUCAGCUACCGUCGCAACUUGGCAGAAGCCGGCUCGUUCAUGAAUGACAUUGGUGUGGACAAUGCACCGGAAAAGCAGCUCCUUCAAGAAUUGGGUCCUGUGGUUGGCCAAUUGCAGCAACGCACGAGUGAAUUGAACACAUUAAUGAACGACAUGAACAACUUGACGGAAACCACCGAAAUGGGUAUCUUUGCUGCCAACAAGUUGAUUCCUGCCAUGGAAGCUGUCCGUGCCCAAGCCGAUUACUUGGAACGAGUGGUCGCCGACAACUUGUGGUCCUUGCCCAAGUACAACGAGUUGUUCCUUAACAUGUAA